AUGUAUCGGUUGUACAAUAUAAUCAAUUCCAGUAUAUUAUUAAUACCCAAACCCAAUCUAAAUACACUAAUUAAGGCCGGAAAUCGUAAUUUUACAACAAAUAACUUAAUAAAUAUCAGUUUUAUCCAAUAUGAUGAGGAAAUUAAUGUGUCGGUUCCAGUUGGAAUAUCAAUCUUAGAAGCUGCACAUCGAAAUAAUAUUGAAAUAGAAGGAGCCUGCGACGGAUGCAUGGCCUGCUCAACUUGCCACGUCAUACUGGACGAAAACGUUUAUAACGCACUGCCAGAACCCACAGAAGCCGAGAUGGAUAUGUUAGAUUUAGCACCCUGUUUGACUCCAACGUCAAGAUUAGGAUGUCAAGUAAUUUUAAACGAAAAACAUGAUGGAAUUCGGAUCAAAUUGCCCAGAAUUACCCGAAACUUUUACGUGGACGGCUAUACACCAAGCCAUCACUGA
Molecule: messenger RNA, 456 nt
Organism: Theileria orientalis strain Shintoku
Lineage: Eukaryota; Apicomplexa; Aconoidasida; Piroplasmida; Theileriidae
Product: adrenodoxin-like ferredoxin
Exons: 4
Coding region: 1-456 (151 amino acids)
Biological process (GO): P450-containing electron transport chain
Cellular component (GO): mitochondrion
Molecular function (GO): 2 iron, 2 sulfur cluster binding
Source: RefSeq, a predicted model, not a curated record